CCUAUUAUGGCUCUCUGCCCGUCACUUGCGAGUGCCCAAAUCAACUAAACUGAGGCGAGGAAGAGAGAGAAAUGGCAUUGAGAGCAGUCGUACUUCGCCAUUUCCGCAUCCCUGUGCAAUCGCUAGCCCUAGCCGGAGGUAAAUCUCAGCCAUGGAGCUUCUCUAGUUCUAUCCGGUUAAUGUCAUCGCAUGACGAUCAUCUCAGCAAGGAACAGGUCAUCGAGAGAGUCCUCGAUGUCAUCAAGAGUUUCCCUAAAGUCGAUCCAUCCAGGGUGACUCCAGAUGUACAUUUUCAGAAAGAUCUGGGUUUAGAUAGCUUGGACAACGUAGAGAUUAUAAUGGCAAUAGAGGAGGAGUUCAAGCUGGAAAUUCCAGACAAGGAAGCAGUUAAGAUAGACUCCUGUAAUCUUGCUAUUGAGUAUGUUUAUAACCAUCCAAUGGCUGCUUGAUAUCGGCAUGGGGUUUGCCUUGAAUUUUGAUGAAAGCAGCGAUCUUCUUCUUUGUUCUUGUUUAACUUAGUCGCGUCUGUAUGGACUUGAUCUGGUAAUGGGUUGGAAAAUAAUCUGAAUCUGCUUGAUAAGAGUAGUGUCAACAGAACUUGCAUGUUUUCAUGUUAGUUUACUUUGGAACACCUGUAAUUUCAUGUCUCGCAUUGGGAUGCUCAAGAUUUCCUA
This is a messenger RNA of Manihot esculenta (cassava), 674 nucleotides long. RefSeq names its product acyl carrier protein 1, mitochondrial. Gene Ontology annotation, molecular function: acyl binding; acyl carrier activity. The record is from RefSeq and is a predicted model, not a curated record. NCBI's taxonomy places the organism in Eukaryota, Viridiplantae, Streptophyta, Magnoliopsida, Malpighiales, Euphorbiaceae. Gene Ontology annotation, biological process: fatty acid biosynthetic process. Gene Ontology annotation, cellular component: mitochondrion. The coding region runs from base 72 to 449 and encodes 125 amino acids. The transcript is spliced from 2 exons.